GCUGGGAUUCCGGGUUUUUGACAGAAGCCAACGUGUAUAAAGUCGUGUGCGGAAUAAACAGCCGUUGAGAUUCGAAGGACGUUUGUUAAAAAGUCAAGUGGAUGAAUUAAAAUCAUCGCGCGUUGCUAAUUUAUCGAACGACAAAUACUUUGCAUCGACGAUACGUUGAUUAUUACAUCGAUUGUAACGAAAAUCAAAAGAAACGAAAAAUGAACACUUCGGUAUCGCUGAUAUUUUCCAUAUUUCUUGGAAUUGUGUGUACUGUUACAGCAUUGAAAGAAGGUGAUUGCGAAGUAUGUGUCGCUGUCGUCGACAAAUUUAGUCAGACAUUGUCAGCAGACAUUAAGAGUGAUCCCAAGAAGAUUGAAACAAAGUUUCGAGAAUAUUGUAAAGGCACCAAAUCAAAAGAAAAUAGAUUUUGUUAUUAUUUAGGUGGAUUGGAAGAAUCUGCCACUGGUAUUUUAGGCGAACUGAGCAAACCGUUAUCGUGGUCUAUGCCUGCUGAUAAAAUAUGCGAGAAAUUGAAAAAGAAAGAUGCUCAAAUAUGCGACCUCAGAUUCGAAAAACAAAUUGAUCUCAACACUGUGAAUUUGAAGAAGCUUAAGGUGCGCGACUUGAAAAAGAUUCUGAAUGAUUGGGAAGAGGUGUGUGAUGGUUGUAUAGAAAAGACAGACUUUAUUAAACGAAUUGAAGAGCUCAAACCUAAAUACUCCAGCAAUAACUCAAAGAACGAGCUCUGAAGAAUUAUGGUCUUCGAUUUAGACAAGCAAUUAAGUUAGUAUGGCUAAAAUUUAUUGUUUUAAUUUGCAGAGGAAUUGUUUACAGCAUUUAGAACAUGUAUUUAUUCAUGUAGACAUCCUCUACAUGAUACACAAUUUGUAUAGCCUUGUUCUGUCAAAGUUGUCUUUGAUUGUCAAAGUGACAAUCUUUUAAGCUAAAAUAUUUAAGUUCCAUUAAAUAAUAUAGUAGUUGUCAUAAAACAAAAAUUAGAAUGAAACAAAGAAUAAUAGAUAAUGAACAUUUUGUCAAAUGGUACGUUUACAUCUUACAAUAAUUUUGAGCGAUGUAUUAUAUCAGAAGCCUGACUUUUCUUUCUCUGAUGUAGCCAUGCUAAUAAUGUACCUAUUUUAAUGAAGGUGCUUCAUUUAUAUGACAUCAACUCGUUAGGCGUAAAUUAAUAGACACAACAUUUAUACAAAAAAUUAUUUUCACAUAUAUUUAUUGUUCUUCCUCA
This is a messenger RNA of Camponotus floridanus (Florida carpenter ant), 1234 nucleotides long. RefSeq names its product mesencephalic astrocyte-derived neurotrophic factor homolog (gene Manf). The record is from RefSeq and is a predicted model, not a curated record. Gene Ontology annotation, cellular component: endoplasmic reticulum. Gene Ontology annotation, biological process: neuron projection development; dopaminergic neuron differentiation. Bases 210 to 740 code for a protein of 176 amino acids. NCBI's taxonomy places the organism in Eukaryota, Metazoa, Arthropoda, Insecta, Hymenoptera, Formicidae. The transcript is spliced from 5 exons.